Molecule: messenger RNA, 537 nt
Organism: Arvicola amphibius (Eurasian water vole)
Lineage: Eukaryota; Metazoa; Chordata; Mammalia; Rodentia; Cricetidae
Product: ubiquitin-conjugating enzyme E2 C-like
Source: RefSeq, a predicted model, not a curated record
AUGGCCUCGCAAAACCGCGACCCAGCUGCCGCCAGUGUUGCCGUUCGCAAGGGAGCCGAGCCCAGCGGAGGUGCUGCCCAGGGCCCUGUGGGCAAGAGGCUACAACAGGAGCUGAUGACCCUCAUGAUGUCUGGUGACAAAGGGAUUUCUGCCUUCCCUGAAUCAGACAACCUGUUCAAAUGGGUAGGGACCAUCCAUGGAGCAGCCUGCACAGUAUAUGAAGACCUGAGGUAUAAACUCUCACUUGAGUUCCCCAGUGGCUACCCUUACAAUGCACCUACGGUGAAGUUCCUCACACCCUGCUACCACCCCAAUGUAGACACCCAGGGCAACAUCUGUCUGGACAUCCUCAAGGAUAAGUGGUCUGCACUAUAUGAUGUCAGAAUCAUCUUGCUGUCUAUCCAGAGCCUGCUAGGAGAACCCAACAUAGAUAGCCCAUUGAACACGCACGCUGCUGAGCUCUGGAAAAACCCCACAGCAUUUAAGAAGUACCUGCAAGAAACCUAUUCAAAGCAGGUCUCCAGUCAAGAGUCCUGA